Molecule: messenger RNA, 1014 nt
Organism: Capronia epimyces CBS 606.96
Lineage: Eukaryota; Fungi; Ascomycota; Eurotiomycetes; Chaetothyriales; Herpotrichiellaceae
Product: glyceraldehyde-3-phosphate dehydrogenase
Exons: 6
Coding region: 1-1014 (337 amino acids)
Biological process (GO): glucose metabolic process
Molecular function (GO): NADP binding; NAD binding; oxidoreductase activity, acting on the aldehyde or oxo group of donors, NAD or NADP as acceptor
Source: RefSeq, a predicted model, not a curated record
AUGCCUGUCCUUGUCGGAAUCAACGGCUUUGGCCGUAUUGGCAGAAUCGUGUUCCGAAACUCCAUUGAGCAUGACGAUGUCCACGUCGUGGCCGUCAAUGACCCUUUCAUUGAGCCGCACUACGCCGCAUACAUGCUCAAGUAUGACUCGACACACGGUCAGUUCAAGGGCACAAUCGAGGUGAAGGGCGAUGCUCUGGUCGUCAAUGGCAAGGAAGUCAAGUUCUACUCGAAGAGAGACCCAUCUGAGAUCCCAUGGUCCGAGACCGGGGCUUACUACAUCGUCGAGUCUACUGGUGUUUUCACCACCACUGAGAAGGCUUCUGCCCACUUGAAGGGUGGUGCGAAGAAGGUCGUCAUCUCGGCCCCAUCAGCAGAUGCUCCCAUGUACGUCGUGGGUGUCAACCACAAAACCUACAAGUCGGAUACCCCCGUCAUCUCCAACGCCUCCUGCACUACCAACUGCCUGGCACCGCUGGCCAAGGUCAUCAACGACAAGUUCGGCAUCAAGGAAGGCCUCAUGACCACCGUUCACUCGUACACUGCUACCCAGAAGACUGUCGAUGGACCAUCUGCCAAGGAUUGGAGAGGUGGCCGAACUGCGGCCCAGAACAUCAUCCCCAGCAGCACUGGUGCGGCCAAGGCUGUCGGCAAGGUCAUUCCAGAGCUCAACGGCAAACUCACUGGCAUGUCCCUGCGUGUUCCCACCUCCAACGUCUCGGUCGUGGACUUGACCGUCGUGCUGGAGAAGCCCACCAGCUACGACGAGAUCAAGAAGGCGAUCAAGGAGGCAUCCGAGGGUGAACUUAAGGGCAUUCUUGCAUACUCCGAAGAUGACCUCGUCUCCACCGACCUGAACGGCGACCCGCACUCGUCCAUCUUCGACGUGAAGGCUGGUAUCGCCCUCAACGACCACUUUGUCAAGCUUGUGUCGUGGUACGACAACGAGUGGGGUUACUCCCGACGUGUUCUCGAUCUCUUGGCCUACAUUGCCAAGGUCGAUGGCAAUGCUUAG